UUCGUGCCAUGCUCCAGAAGGUCCUCGACUUGCAGCAUCGGCAGCAGGUGGAGAAGAGGAAGCUGGGAAAUUCUGUGAGGAUGGAGAAGUGGGAGAAAAUCAAGAUGGAAGGCUCCAGGUGGUUAGUGGAAGCUGCCAGCCCUGCCUGUGUCCCACGGCCACCGCUGCGUGCCAGAAACCUCCCUGAGCUGCAGCUUGCAGUGCUUGGAGGAGCUGCUGCUCAGUCCCACCUGGCCUCCCGUCGACUGAGCACAACUCCCGUGAAUGGCCAGCAGCCGCUCUGCCUCCCGCCCCUUGGCAACUGUGCAGCGGCAGGGGCUGCACCCAGGACCCGCGGCUCUAAAGAGGAACGCUGUGCACGUGGGCACGAGGAGGGGCAGAGGAUGGGCCCGAGGCUUGUGAAGGCGAAGGAGAACGUGAGCGGCAGACCUGCGUGUCACAUCCCUCUGCUCGGCCGUUACGGGAUGCCAGUGCCACCUCCUCACCCGCCACCGGAGCCCAAAAGCGAAGCUGCCAGGAGCAACGGGAUGCCCAGCUGGAGACGCCUUCGUCCCAUGGCAGCCCCGAACGGGCAGCUGCCAGCAGGGGAGCCUGGAGGGCUGCACAAGCCCUCUGUGCACAGCAACGUGCUCGUGACCAUGGUCUUCCUGGGCAAGCCUCUGCACUUGGCUCACGGUGACAGCAGCUUCAGGGACAAGAUCCAAGUCUACCAGCAGCACUGUGGAGGAGAAAACCUUUGUGUGUACAAAGGCCUGCUGCUGGAAGGAGAGAGCUUUCAGCUGACCUCCAGGAGGCACCGUGGCUUCCCCUUCAGCCUCACCUUCUAUCUCAACGGGCUGCAAGUGGACAGGCUGAGCUGCUGCUGCGAGUUCCAGCUGCAGAGGCGUUCCCGGCUGGGGGGCAGGCGGGGAUCCUUUGGCUUUGUCCACGUGGAGGGAGCAUCUCCUUGCCACAGGUGCACGGUGGCAAAGCACGUGGGCAAAAAGCCAUCCCCUGCCAGGAAGAGAGAGGAGAAGCCCGAGGCAGAGCCUGUGGCUUCCUGGGGAGAUGGAGUGCAGAGGGAGCCAAGUCAAGAGGCUGAAGCAAGGGGAGCGGAGCCUGCUGCGGGAGUGGCCCCUGGGGGGCAGAUGGAGGGGACAGAGAGCGAGGCAGCAUGGGGAGAGCAGGCACCUGGGGCAGAGGAAGUGGCAGGGGCACAGCUGGGCAGGGAGGUGGCUGCAGCCAUGCCUGAGGGGAAAGAGCUGCACGGGGAGGUGGCUGAGGCAGGAGAGGCUGCGCAGGAGACUCUGGGAGUGAGAGGGCCUGCAGGGAAGAAGAUGGUGGGUGAGAUGGUGUCUGAGGCAGAGGGCCCAGUGGAGGAGAAGGACCCUGUGGAGAAGGCAGAGAGCCUGGUGGAGGAGGCAGAAGACACUGUGGAGGAGGCAGAGAGCCUGGUGGAGGAGGAGGCAGAGAGCCUGGUGGAGGAGGCAGAAGACACUGUGGAGGAGGCAGAGAGCCUGGUGGAGGAGGAGGCAGAGAGCCUGGUGGAGGAGGAGGCAGAAGACCUGGUGGUGGAGGCAGAGGACACUGUGGAGGAGGCAGAGAGCCUGGUGGAGGAGGCAGAGGACACUGUGGAGGAGGCAGAGAGCCUGGUGGAGGAGGAGGCAGAAGACCUGGUGGUGGAGGAGGCAGAGGACAAUGUGGUGGAGGAGGCAGAAGACCUGGUGGUGGAGGAGGCAGAGGACAAUGUGGAAGAAGCAGAGAGCUCUGGAGACGAGGCAGAGAGCCUGCUGGAGGAAGCAGAGAGCCUCAUGGAAGAGGCAGAGGACACUGUGGAGGAGGCAGAGAGCCUGGUGGAGGAGGAGGCAGAAGACCUGGUGGUGGAGGAGGCAGAGGACACUGUGGAGGAGGCAGAGAGCCUGGUGGAGGAGGAGGCAGAAGACCUGGUGGUGGAGGAGGCAGAGGACAAUGUGGAAGAAGCAGAGAGCUCUGGAGAUGAGGCAGAGAGCCUGCUGGAGGAAGCAGAGAGCCUCAUGGAAGAGGCGGAGAACACUGUGGAGGAGGCAGAGGACAAUGUGGAGGAAGUAGAGAGCCUGGUGGAGGAAGCAGAGAGCCUCAUGGAAGAGUCAGAGGACGCUGGAAAGGAAGCAAUGGGCCCUGAUGAGGAGACAGAGGGCCCUGAGAGGGAGGAGGUAGAGAGGCUCAUGGAUGAGACAGAGCUUGGUGGAGGAGGCAGGGAGCCUGAUGGAGGAGGUAGAGGACCCUUUGAAGAAUGCAGAGGACUCGGAGCAAGAGGCAGAGGACUCGGAGCAAGAGGCAGAGGGCUCUGGGGAGGAGGCAGAGGGCCCUGGGGAGGAGGCAGAGGGCCCAGAGGAGGAGGCAGAGGGCCCUCAGGUGGAGGCAGAGGGCCCAGAGGAAGAGGCUGCAGGCAGUGUGAAGAAGACAGAGGGCCCUGUGAGGAGCCAGAGGGACUUGGGGAGAAGGCAGAGGGACUUGGGGAGAAGGCAGAGGGUCCUGUGGAGGAGGCAGAGGAGCAUGGGCAGGAGGCAGAGGGGCCUGGGGAGGAGGAGGCAGAAGACCUUGUGGUGGAGGAGGCAGAGGAGCAUGGGGAGGAGGCAGAGGAGCAUGGGGAGGAUGCAGAGGAUCCGGGGGAAGAGGCAGAGGGCCCUAGAAGGGAGGCAGAGGGACCUGAGGAGGAGGAGGCAGAGGGUACUACUGUGGAGGAGUCAAAGGACCCUUUGAAGGAGGCAGAGUGCAGUGUGGAGAAGGUAGAGAGCCCUGCGGAGGAGACAAAGGGCCCCGUCAGGGAGCCAGAGGGCCAUGGGAAGGAGGCAAAGAGCAGUGUGGAGGAGACAGAGGGCCCAGUGGAGGAGGCAGAGUGCUGUGGGGAGGAGGCAGAGGGGGAGCAUGGGCAGGAGGCAGAGGGCCCUGGGGAGAAGGCAGAGGAACAUGGGGAGGAGGCAGAGGAGCAUGGGCAGGAGGCAGAGGAGCAUGGGGAGGAGGCAGAGGAGCAUGGGCAGGAGGCAGAGGGCCCUGGGGAGGAGGCAGAGGAACAUGGGGAGGAGGCAGAGGAACAUGGGCAGGAGGCAGAGGAGCAUGGGGAGGAGGCAGAGGAACAUGGGGAGGAGGCAGAGGAGCAUGGGGAGGAGGCAGAGGAGCAUGGGGAGAAGGGAGACGACCUGGUGCAGAAGGCAGAAGAGCCUGGGGACGAGGCAGAGGGCCCUGGGGAGGAGACAGAAGGCCCUGUUAGGGAGCCAGAGGAGCAUGGGGAUGAGGCAGAGGGCCCUGGGGAGGAGGCAGAGGGCCCUGGGGAGGAGGCAGAGGGCUUUGAGGAGAAGGCAGAGUGCAAUGGGGAGGAGGCAGAGGAGCCAGGGGAGGAGGCAGAGGGCACCGUGGAUGAGACAAAGAGCUUGGUGGAGGAGGCAGGGAGCCCAGUGGAGGAGGUAGAGGACCCUUUGAAGGAGGCUGAGUGCAAUGUGGAGGAGGCAGAGGAGCUGGGGGAAGAGGCAGAGGGUCUGGUAGAGGAGGCAGAGGAGGUGGUAGAAGAGGCAGAGUGCAGUGUAGAGGAGGCAGAGAGCCCAGAGGAGGAGGCAGAGGGGCCUGGGGGGAACGUAGAGAGCUCGGUGGUGGAGGAAGAGGACCCUUUGAAGGAGGCAGAGUGCAGUGUGCAGGAGGCAGAGGGCCCUGGGGAGGAUGCAGAGGAUCCGGGGGAAGAGGCAGAGGGCCCUAGAAGGGAGGCAGAGGGACCUGAGGAGGAGGAGGCAGAGGGUACUGUGGAGGAGUCAAAGGACCCUUUGAAGGAGGCAGAGUGCAGUGUGGAGAAGGUAGAGAGCCCUGUGGAGGAGACAAAGGGCCCCAUCAGGGAGCCAGAGGGCCAUGGGGAGGAGGCAAAGAGCAGUGUGGAGGAGACAGAGGGCCCAGUGGAGGAGGCAGAGUGCUGUGGGGAGGAGGCAGAGGGAGGUGGGGAUGAGGCUGAGGAUGCUGGGGACGAGGAGGAGGCAGAGGAGCAUGGGGAGGAGGCAGAGGAGCAUGGGCAGAAGGCAGAGGAGCAUCUCAGACACUUCGACCCUGCGGCCCCUCCUGCUGGGGCCACGCCAGACCCCGGGCUGCGAGCGCAGGAAGCCAGGCCCGGGCCAGAAAGCCGUGGGGCAGCCCCGGGCAGCCCCAGCUCUGUGCGGUCACUGCGGCUAGCGCCGUACCCUAGCGCCGUGUCCCAGCGCCGUGUCCCAGCGCCGUGUCCCAGCGCCGUGUCCCAGCGCCGUAUCCCAGCGCCGUAUCCCAGCGCCGUACCCUAG
This is a messenger RNA of Pogoniulus pusillus (Red-fronted tinkerbird), 4274 nucleotides long. Its product is annotated as glutamate-rich protein 3-like. The record is from RefSeq and is a predicted model, not a curated record. NCBI's taxonomy places the organism in Eukaryota, Metazoa, Chordata, Aves, Piciformes, Lybiidae. The transcript is spliced from 11 exons. Bases 9 to 4274 code for a protein of 1421 amino acids.